Frieseomelitta varia is the source of this 4509-nucleotide messenger RNA. It is a transcript of the gene Stam, whose product is annotated as signal transducing adapter molecule 1. The record is from RefSeq and is a predicted model, not a curated record. Gene Ontology annotation, cellular component: ESCRT-0 complex. The coding region runs from base 396 to 2018 and encodes 540 amino acids. Gene Ontology annotation, biological process: protein transport to vacuole involved in ubiquitin-dependent protein catabolic process via the multivesicular body sorting pathway. The transcript is spliced from 10 exons. Lineage: Eukaryota; Metazoa; Arthropoda; Insecta; Hymenoptera; Apidae. Gene Ontology annotation, molecular function: phosphatidylinositol binding; ubiquitin binding.
AUUGUUCAUUUCAAUGCCUUCAUCAAAAAGGCACGAACUGCGUAAAUUGCCAGUGACUUUAAUCGCUACGCGUGUUCAAGCUUCUGUAGUAUGAAUUGUUUGCCCCAAUUCUUGGCGCUUACGCGAUAAACUAAUCGAUUAGUCGUAUAAUUCGUGUCGCAAAACCGCUCCCCUUUGACAUUACACUCGAGAUGGUUCGAUAGUAUCGAGGUUUUUUGGCAGGUCGAAAGAAAGAUGUCCCUCUAUGGUAGAUUAGAAUGUUAUUAGUCAUUCAAUGUCGUGUUUGUAAGUAAAUAUCAGCUGAAUGCGUAGAGAAAAACGUAACGUGAUUCCGUGACAGCGCGUAACGGACGUAACUGUCGGACAUAGAUCAAUCAAAGAAAUCAACGUCAAAAAUGGGCCUUUUCCAGACCUCCUCGCCUUUCGACGCUGACGUCGAGAAAGCAACCAGUGAGAAGAAUAUAUCUAUAGAAUGGGGAAAUAUGUUGGAUAUUUGUGACAAAGUGGGAACUUCUACCCAAAAUGCAAAGGAUUGUUUAAGAUCAAUUACUAAAAGACUAAAUUCUCCAGAUCCACAUAUUGUUAUGCAAGCAUUAACAUUGUUAGAUGUGUGUGUCAUCAAUUGUGGAAAAACGUUUCACCUAGAAAUUGCAUCAAGAGACUUUGAGAAUGAGUUGAAAAAGCUUAUUCAUCAUUCUGAACCAAAGAUCGCUGAAAAAAUGAGAGAACUUUUGAAAAAAUGGGCUGAGAAUGAUUUCAAAACUGAUCCUCAGCUGAAUUUAAUUCCAAGUUUCUACAACAAACUCAAACAUGAAGGAUAUGAUUUUACUUCUACAUCAGAUACACCUAAACGUACAAGUAUACUAAGUAAAGAUCCAAAUGUAGUAACAAAUUCACAAGAAGAGGAAGAUAUCGCAAAAGCCAUAGAACUUUCUCUUAAAGAAAGUAAAGCUCAUAGUCAAGCAUCUUCCUCGCAUAGUUCACCAGCAUCCAAUAAAUACACCAGUUUAUAUCCUAAUGUAAGUUCUGCCCUUGGUGCCUCCAGCAGUUCAGAAGGCAGAAAAGUUCGUGCUCUGUAUGAUUUUGAGGCAGCAGAAGAUAAUGAAUUAACAUUUUUUGCAGGAGAAAUAAUUAACAUUUUGGAUGAUUCUGACCCAAACUGGUGGAAAGGCAGUAACCAAACAGGAGAAGGACUAUUUCCUUCUAACUUUGUUACUGCAGAUUUGUCUAUGGAGCCUGAACAGUUUACAAAAUUAGAACACAGUAACAAAAAAAUGGUUCAAUUCGCUGAAGAAGUAGAAGUAAAAACGGUAAAGAGGGAACCAGAAGUGGUUGAAGUUGAAAUAGAUGAAAGAAAAAUGGACAGACUUUUACAUUUACUACAUGAAGCUGAUCCUCAGUGUGAUAAUUCGGAUCCACAAGAAAUGCUUGAUUUAGAAGAACAAGUUACGGCUAUGGGACCGUUGAUAGAUGCAGCUUUAGAAAAAGUAGACAGGAGGCAUGCACAGCUAACUCAAUUAAGUUCUGAUUUGGUGGAUGCUCUUAAUUUGUAUCAUACAUUGAUGCGAGAACCUCCACCUCCUACACCAACAAAUUACACUCUACCCAAGAUGCCACCUCACAUAAACCCUUAUCAGUUUCAAAAUCAGGGACCACCACCUCCGCAUAUAUUUAAUGGAAUACCUCCACCUCAUCAAACUUCCUUCCCUGUUGGAAGUGGUCCGUCUGGGCCUUACAAUGCAACUAUGCCACCUAGUGAAUAUAUGGGUCCUGCAAGCAUGCCAAACAUGACAUUAUCACAACAUUUUCACGUGCAACCAACGGGUCCGCAUCAGCAUCCAUCAGUACAUCCUCAGGGUCCACCAGUGCCAGAACAAAGCAAUAUACCUUACUCUCAGCAAGGAUAUCCAUCUCAAACUGGUCCUAUGCCAGGACCAUAUGGUCCACCAGGACCAACAGGACCUCCGGUAAGCCAACAACCUCAGUAUGCUCCCUCAAAUGGGCAACACAUGAUGUAAAGGAAUACUACGUGUUUCAAAUCAUCCUGUACUGUAACUCAAAGCUAUACAAUAUUACUAUUAUAAUUAUUUAAAUAAACAUCAAAGUAGCCAAAGAUACUGGGUUUUUGAUGGAAGUUUUGCAUUCAAAACUUAUUGUGUAAGCUUAUUACGUAGGCACAUACACGAUAAAAUAAUUAAAAAAUGAAUUAUUUUAAAAAAAAGCAUCUUUGUAUCGGUCUCGUGAUUCAAAUUCAAUCAAUACAUUCCUUUGAUUCAUUAGUAAUCAACUAUUUUGUUUCGUGUUUCAACAUGAAUAUAACGAUCUCGUUAUAUUCAUAAAGUAUUGAAGUAAAAAAUAAUACAAAGAAAAGGGAAAAAAAGGAAAAAUAUAUUAAAUUAUAGAAUUGUCGAUUCAUAGAUACUGAUAUAUAAUUUUUAAUCUUACGUCGAAAUUAUAUCGCGUAACAGUUUAUUAUAUAUACUUAUUUAUAAUACGUUGUAUAAAGUUUAUCAUAUGUUUGUAAUAAGUUCUAACGAAAACUGCACCGUCGUUUAACGUGUAAUUGAAAUAGUACACGAAACUGUACACGACAAAAUGGUGGAGACUGUAAUUGAAUGCAUGACCGUAUUUUAUAGUUUUUUACUAUCAUUCAUUCUUAACAAAUAACAACUGUAAAAGAGCCUUGAAAUACGAUUGUUAAACUAUGAAAUUCCUUUUCUUAAAUUAAAAAAAAAAGGAAAAAGUAAGAGAAAAAGAUAAAUAAUCAUAGUAGCUUUGAAAGAAGCAACUCGAAUUAAAUAUUGUCGAAAUAUAAAAAAUUUAAGAACAAUUAUCACGACAAGACGUCUAAACUUGGUCUAGUCUGUCCACUGUGUAUAAUAAAACAUAUUUCCUAUUAAUUGCUUAUCGAGCGAUCUGCGAGGAAGUUUUUAUGAAUUGUUAACGCAUAAUACUCGCAUAUAGUUACGUUCAUACCGUCGUAAUGGCGACCCUGUCUGUGUUAAAAAAAAAAAAAGAAGAACCGAAAAACAAGAAAAACAUGUGAAAGGAAGAAAAACGACUGUAUUCUUUUAAACUUACAUUAAACUAAGAUUUUAAAAUUAGGAUAAUACGAUUCUCAAGGAUUUCUUUAAUAGGCCUUUAUUUUUAAGAUAUUUAUAAAUGAAAUUUAUAUUUCAAAGUUAAAAGAUGAUAAUAGUAACAUUUAUAGGCCAAGAAGAAGUCUUAGUAGAUCAACGAAUCACUGUUAGAAUGUAAUUUCAGAUUUGUUGAAGUACAAAGAUGAGGGUCUAUUGCGGAAAAUAAUAAACCCAAUAAAUCAUCAAAGUUACUUUUUACAUACCGUAGAAAAUAAUACUUCAUACAAAUCAUUCGCAAAUGAAAAGGAAUAUGUUAAAUUAGUAGGAUUCUAACUCAAGAAAUUGAGAUUUUUUUAUAAUAUUUGUUCAUAUGAAUUUCUUAUACAUUAUAUUAACUUUAAAAUAGUAAAAUGUAUAUAAUUCUAUAUUUGAAAUUUGUAUAUUAAUUACUAUGCUUAUUUGAUUUCAAGUAAUUUAUAUUUCUUAUCAACUAAGUAAAAUAACUAAUUGUAAAUUGAAUUGUUUCUUUUCAUGUAUAUUAUGCUUUCAAUUCAGCUUUCUUGAUAACUUACUUUUUCUAAUUUCUUAUUAGUUAAUAACUAACAAAUACCCAUGUACACACAUCUAAAAAAUAAAUUGUUAAUAAGUUUGAAGGGGUUUAAUUCAGUUGAAAUAAUCUCGAAAUUUAAUAUAACUUAAAGGAACUGCUCUGUAACUUUGUAAUUAAAAAUUAAACACAUUUGAUGAAUUAUAAGGUAUAACGUUUCUCUAUUUAAUGAAUAUUGUAAUAAGUUAUACUCCUUAUAAAAUUUAUAAUCAUUCACAUUCCUAAAUUUUAAGUUUUCUUAAGUCGUUGUCUGUAUUAUUUAUCUAUAUAUUGAAAAAGGCAAUUCUAAGAAAAAAUUGCAAUAAUCUUUAACUUUUUAUUUUCUAUCAUUUCUCAAGUUUCACUUGGGACACUGAGCAGCUUCUUUAACGUUUCUUAGAAAAGACAGGGCGCAUUGAUACGAUAGUAUAUAGCAAUAUAUACUUGGCCGACAGAAAUUUAAAGGAAGCGAAAUAAAUUGUCGGUAACGUGUAGAAAGCGUAAAAAAAGAAAAACAAAAUAGGAUUGUGUAAAAAUCUUGUAAAGCAUUGUCAGUAAAAAGAAGCUAAGUCAAAUACAGAUAUACUAAGCGGAAGAAAAAAAUUAAAGAAGGAAAGGGAGAAACGUAUUACUCUUUUGUAACUAUGCUUUGUACAGUAAUUACAAAAUUGCGUACUGUACUUUGUAUAUGUACCUAGCGAAAAAAAAGAGAAUGAGAGAGAGAGAGAGACAAAAGAGACAUAGAAAGUGAAUAGGUCUUAUAAAAAAAAAAAACAAAAAAAAAAGAUAGAUGUAAUUACAUUGUAUAUGUUACGUUGCCAUUAAACUCAUUAUUUACGUAAA